This is a messenger RNA of Annulohypoxylon truncatum, 1725 nucleotides long. Its product is annotated as DEAD-domain-containing protein. Bases 141 to 1346 code for a protein of 401 amino acids. NCBI's taxonomy places the organism in Eukaryota, Fungi, Ascomycota, Sordariomycetes, Xylariales, Hypoxylaceae. Gene Ontology annotation, cellular component: catalytic step 2 spliceosome; nucleolus. The record is from RefSeq and is a predicted model, not a curated record. The transcript is spliced from 4 exons. Gene Ontology annotation, molecular function: ATP binding; mRNA binding; RNA helicase activity.
AGCAACUGAACAUCAACGACCUCUGUGCAUCACAUCAAGACCGCAAAGCAUUUUACCUGGCGCGCAAUUAAAUCCAGCGCAAUAUCAACUUAAACCCCCAACCAUUAUAAUCGUAUUCGCGCGAUCAAUACUCGUUCAUCAUGGCUGAAGGCGGUGGUAUCGAUCGUCGCGCAGACGAAAAGAUGGAGUUUUCCACUUCCAAGGAGGUUACAGUCCAUCCAACCUUCGAAUCGAUGUCUUUGAAAGAGAACCUUCUUCGCGGCAUCUACGCGUACGGUUACGAGUCACCUUCCGCCGUCCAGUCUCGAGCCAUCGUCCAAAUUUGCAAGGGACGAGACACGAUCGCUCAGGCCCAAUCCGGCACAGGAAAGACUGCUACCUUUUCCAUUUCCAUGCUUCAGGUCAUUGAUACGGCUAUCCGCGAGACCCAGGCACUUGUCCUCUCUCCCACUCGCGAACUUGCGACGCAAAUCCAAUCUGUCGUUAUGGCUCUCGGUGACUAUAUGAACGUCCAAUGCCAUGCUUGUAUUGGUGGAACCAACGUUGGGGAGGAUAUUCGAAAGCUCGACUACGGCCAGCACAUCGUCUCUGGUACCCCAGGCCGUGUAGCCGAUAUGAUUCGUCGCCGCCACCUACGCACUCGCCAGAUCAAGAUGCUCGUACUCGACGAAGCCGAUGAAUUGCUCAAUCAAGGUUUCCGAGAGCAGAUCUACGACGUGUACCGAUACCUUCCUCCCGCGACUCAAGUUGUGGUUGUCUCGGCUACCCUGCCCUACGAUGUCCUAGACAUGACAACCAAGUUCAUGACCGACCCGGUCCGCAUCCUCGUCAAGCGUGACGAGUUGACGCUAGAAGGCCUCAAGCAAUAUUUCAUUGCUGUCGAGAAAGAGGACUGGAAGUUCGACACGCUUUGCGACCUUUACGAUACCCUCACAAUUACCCAGGCUGUUAUCUUCUGUAACACCCGACGAAAGGUCGAUUGGCUGACCGACAAGAUGCGCGAGGCGAAUUUCACUGUCAGCAGCAUGCAUGGAGACAUGCCUCAGAAGGAACGAGACAGUAUCAUGCAAGACUUCAGACAGGGCAACAGCAGAGUACUAAUCUCUACCGACGUCUGGGCUCGCGGUAUCGAUGUACAGCAGGUCAGCUUGGUUAUCAACUACGAUCUGCCCAGCAACCGAGAGAACUACAUCCACCGUAUUGGACGCAGUGGCCGUUUUGGUCGUAAAGGUGUCGCAAUCAACUUCGUCACUAGUGAAGAUGUUCGAAUUCUCAGAGAUAUCGAGCUGUACUAUUCAACUCAGAUCGAUGAGAUGCCCAUGAACGUGGCUGACCUCAUCACUUAAAGAUACCCAAGAGUGAGGACGAUGCUUAUAGCUGAUGCAAUUAUGUGGCAGGCCAACUCGACAAGGCUAUGAAGGGAUGAAUUAUGGUGUGGGAGGAAAUGGGCAUGUCGUCCAGUACAGUACAUCUCAGAUUGAUCAUGCUACUGACAGAAUCCGAUGCGUUUUCCGAUAUUUCGCUUAUCGAUCAAUACAAGAAAUCCAGUGGUCCACCUAAGAGCAGAGUGGAUGAGUAGGUGUGAGAUUAAAUACCUUCGACUCCCUUCGAAACUUGAUGAUUUGAUGAAGUUACUAUUGAGGCUCGUCGAGUAGAUGUUAACGACCUAGGACUUGCUAUGUGUUAGCAGCUCCCCGUAGUCUAUUGGGACUCUCCGAUUCCUCA